UGUGUCACUCCCACUGCUGUCCUACUCCCUAGUUCAGACUCAUUUACCAUGUAGUGUGUGUGAUUCUCAUAGCAGCAGGACCUCCAGCCAGAGGAAGCAAACCGCAACAGUAAAAUAGAGAACAUUUCUCAGCUGUCUCUGCUUUCCCUCCUACAUGCUCUACACUGCAGAGCCUCCGGCUAGUAUGGAGAAGUCCUCCGACGUCCACCCUGGUCUCCUGUCGAGGUCCAGCACAACGAGGGAGCGGGAGAGGGGAAGCGGAGCCUCUGCGCCUCCCAGAAGUCACAGGCCGAGACCGUCCAAGGCUGGCCGGGUCCCCGGGACAUCAUCAACGAGGAAGGAGAGGCUGCAGAGCGAGAAGCCAGAGAAGAACGAGGUGACGGUGGAGCAGGAGACACAGGUGAAGGUGAGAACCACGGUGGUGGACAUAGACAGCGUGAGAGACAUCGAGGUCAAGGAGGAGAACCUGGGACUUCUGGAAGCAGCAGAAGAGCAGGAAGGUCUGAAGCACGACAACCUGGGAGUGUGUGAGUGGCUGCUGAUGGUCUUCGUCUUGGCUCUGGUUCUCCUCAUCCUCCCUCUUUCCAUCUGGUUCUGUGUCAAAAUAGUGAGGGAGCAUGAGAGAGCAGUGAUCUUCAGACUGGGUCACCAACUGAGAGGAAGACCCAGAGGACCAGGCCUGAUUUUUUACCUUCCACUGCUUGACGUGUGUCACAAGGUUGACAUUCGCCUGACGAUGCUGAAGGUUCCUCCUCACACGGUGGUGACGAAGGACUUGGUGAGGCCGGAGCUGAGUGCGGUGUGUUAUUACCAGAUAGAGAAUGUGACUUUAUGCAGCACAGCUCUUUGCAGUCUGACCACAGUGAUGCAGUCUCUGGUCCAAGCGGUGGUCAGAGACGUACUCGCCCAACACACAUUCAGCCACAUCCUGCUCAACAGGAGGAAGAUCGGACAGAAGAUACAAGCAGGUGUUGAUUCUGUCGCUUGCCGCUGGGGCAUCAAGGUGGAAAGAGCAGACAUAGAGGAGCUUAGUUUUCCCGUGGAGUUACAGCAGAGUCUGGCUGCCGAGGCUGCGGCCAAAAUACAACAACAGGUCAGAGUGAGUAACUAUACCAGCUUUUUCAUCAAAUGUUUUCUAUAUGUUAAUGCUGCCUUCCAAUAUGAUUAUAUUACUCUUGUCAAUUUCACUAAAGAUGAAUUCAACUCAGCAGCUUUAAUUUUAUCAAGACAGGUAGAAGUACACUCAAAUACACUAUAUUCACUCUAUAUUUAUAAUUAGAACAUGUCUAACUUUGGCUCAUCGCUGUUGUUGUGUCUAAAAGACAAAAGGUGACACCAAAGAUUGCUCAGGCUGCUUUUUCAGAUUUUCCGUCCCAAAGCACAGUCUUGGUUUAGCUUCUGAACUGAAGUUGACCUCAGCCAGUGAGAUCUCUUCUGCAUUCCCUGUAAUGUUUCUGUAGAGAAAACAUGCUUCCAACAGCCGUCCUUCUCUUUCUCCCAGGUGAAAGCGGCAGAAGGAGAGAGAGAUGCCUGGGAGGGGUUCAGGGCUUCGCUGCGGCUCCUCCAUCCCGCCUUGGUCCUUCCACUCUCCCAAGAUCUACUAAGCUUGACCCCUGACCUCUCAUCACUCCCACCCCCUCCUCCCCCUGCAGUGGAAGGAGAGGUUGGGACGACAGAGGGGGAACUAGAUACAGAUUCGCCAAUGAUGUGAAAGUUGAUCAUUGUUUAAAUGUUAUAUUUCACUCCCCUUACAGAAGCGAGUGUAAAGCAUUCUGAGCUUAUGAAACAGUUUGAGCAUUUUGAUCAUGUAAAAGUCAACAGCCUUUGUGACCCAUUAAAGAAGUUGGUAAUCAA
This is a messenger RNA of Gasterosteus aculeatus aculeatus (three-spined stickleback), 1854 nucleotides long. Lineage: Eukaryota; Metazoa; Chordata; Actinopteri; Perciformes; Gasterosteidae. The record is from RefSeq and is a predicted model, not a curated record.